AUGGCUGCUGUCAGUGGACAACGCCUGGCAAAUCUAACAAAGGGGACACUCACAAAAAUUCGCAUUGAUCAAAGCUUUGACCAUUUCUAUGCUAAUGUUGCCCGCAAGAGUGAGGGCCUGCUUGGCGAACCAACGCUUCCAAGAAAACGACACACUCCGGCCAGACUGAAGGUUGGUGCACCAAGCUAUCCCCAAACUGCUAAAGAUCACUUUGUGCGGGCCUGUUAUGAGGCUAUUGAUCUUAUCGUCAGGGCUAUCUAUCAGAGUGUUAAUCAGGAAAGCUUCAGCUCUUCAGCCCAGAUGGAGACCCUCUUGCUUAAAGCUGCUAAUAUGAGGCAGAGUUCAGUUUCUUGAAGCCGAAGCAUAAUGCAGGGAAGAUGUUGCGAUACAGGGGCGCUACCUAGGCAACUAAGUACUACGCAAGAAGGAGAAGAUAUCAUAUUUUGACGAAAUCCUGUUGGCGGUGUUAAAGUUUCCAGAGCCAGAAAAGAAGCUAAUUCAGGAAGUCAGUUAA
Molecule: messenger RNA, 514 nt
Organism: Porites evermanni
Lineage: Eukaryota; Metazoa; Cnidaria; Anthozoa; Scleractinia; Poritidae
Source: the annotation of a GenBank genome assembly